AUGGCUGCGACUAUACUUGCUCGAUGUUACUGUAUCUACAAUUUCGAUGCUUGCAAGUGUGUUUCUUCUGAGAAUCGGCACCAAACGAAGGUGAAGCGAAAUCUCGUGAUCGACCAGAGACUCUCGAAACCUACUCGGAUAAUUGUCCGGGACCGAUCAAAGCAACGUAACAAGCUCAAUGAUCCUGCACUCACUCGGGCGUUACGAAAUUUAGCUGAUUCGGGUUCCAUUGAAGAUGCACUCCACCUGUUCGAUGAAAUGAACAAAGCUGAUGCUUUUGUUUGGAAUGUGAUGAUCAGAGGUUUCGUUAGCUCUGGGUUGUAUCAUGAAGCGGUUAAGUUUUAUUGUAGAAUGGUGUUUGCAGGAAUCAAAGCUGAUUCCUUUACUUAUCCUUUCGUGAUCAAAUCGGUUGCUGGGAUUUCGUCGUUGGAAGACGGGAAGAAGAUUCACGCGAUGGUGAUCAAGCUUGGGUUUGUUUCAGAUGUUUACGUUUGUAAUUCUCUUAUAUCUAUGUACAUGAAGCUUGGGUGCGCUUGGGAUGCAGAGAAAGUGUUCGAAGAAAUGCCUGAGAGAGACAUUGUUUCGUGGAAUUCUAUGAUUUCUGGAUAUCUCGCACUUGAAGAUGGUUUUCGCUCGUUGAUGCUGUUUAAAGAAAUGCUGAAAUGCGGAUUUGAACCGGAUAGGUUCAGUACCAUGAGCGCUUUAGGUGCUUGUUCUUAUGUGUAUAGUCCAAUAUUGGGAAAGGAGAUACAUUGCUAUGCUAUUCGAAGUAGAAUUGAAACAAGUGAUGUUAUGGUGUUGACAUCAGUUCUUGACAUGUACAGUAAAUAUGGUGAAGUGAGUUAUGCAGAGAGGAUAUUUAACGGUAUGAUCCAGAGGAACAUCGUAGCUUGGAACGUUAUGAUAGGGUGUUAUGCUAGAAAUGGCCGAGUAGUUGAUGCUUUUCUCUGCUUUCAGAAAUUGUUAAAGGCAAAUGGGUUGCAGCCUGAUGUUAUCACAUUGAUAAAUCUGCUUCCUGCGUGUGCGAUCUUGGAGGGUCGAACGAUUCACGGGUACGCAAUGAGGAGAGGGUUUUUUCCUCAUAUUGUAUUGGAAACUGCUCUGAUUGAUAUGUAUGGAGAAUGCGGGAAGUUAAAAUCAGCUGAGGUUAUAUUUGAUCGAAUGGCUGAGAAGAAUUUGGUCUCAUGGAACUCGAUUAUUGCUGCUUAUGUGCAGAACGGGAAGAACUAUUCAGCCUUGGAGCUAUUGCAAGAGCUCUUGGAUUCAUCGCUUGUACCUGACUCUACAACAAUUGCUAGUAUUCUACCGGCUUAUGCAGAAUCUCUCUCCCUGAGUGAAGGUAGAACAUUUCAUGCUUAUAUCAUAAAAGCCAGAUACGGGUCAAACACUAUCAUCUUGAAUUCACUCGUUCACAUGUACGCCAUGUGUGGAGACCUCGAGGAUGCAAGAAAAUGUUUUGACCAAGUCGUUUUAAAGGAUAUUGUUUCUUGGAACAGCAUCAUCAUGGCCUAUGCAGUACACGGUUUUGGGAGAAUUUCGGUUUGCUUAUUCUCAGAGAUGAUUAGUUCUGGAGUAGAACCAAACAAGAGUACAUUUGCUUCACUACUAGCAGCAUGUAGCAUUUCCGGUAUGAUUAAUGAAGGAUGGAAAUAUUUCGAUUUGAUGAAAAGAGAAUACGGGAUUGAUCCUGGAAUAGAGCAUUACAGGUACAUGCUGGAUCUCAUUGGUCGUACAGGAAACUUCAGCUCAGCCACGAGAUUCAUUGAAGAAAUGCCAUUGAUGCCAACAGCUCGGAUUUGGGGAUCGUUGUUAAACGCAAGUAGAAACCACAGCGACAUAACCGUAGCUGAAUUUGCAGCAGAACAGAUCUUUAAGAUGGAACACGAUAACACGGGAUGCUAUGUCUUGCUUUUAAACAUGUAUACAGAAGCUGGAAGAUGGGAAGAUGUAAAUAGGAUCAAGCUUCUCAUGAAGAGCAAAGGCAUAACAAGAACAACAAGUCGCAGUACUGUUGAGACAAAGAGCAAAACUCAAGUGUUCACUAACGGAGAUAGAUCCCACGUGGAGACAAACAAGAUCUAUGAAGUCUUAAAUAUUGUCUCAAGGAUGAUUGGAGAAGAAGAAGACAGUUAUGUUCACUGUGUUUCGAAGUUGAGACCAGAGACUCUAUUGAAGAGAAGAAGCAAUUCACCAAGAAGACAUUCGGUAAGACUCGCUACAUGUCUCGGAUUGAUCUCUACGGAAACAGGAAGAACAGUUAGGGUGAAGAACAACACGAGAAUCUGCAGAAAAUGUCACGAGUUCUUGGAGAAGGCGUCGAAAAUGACGAAAAGAGAAAUCAUUGUGGGAGAUUCCAAGAUUUUUCAUCACUUCUCCAAUGGUAGUUGCUCGUGUGGAAAUUACUGGUGA
Arabis nemorensis is the source of this 2409-nucleotide messenger RNA. Lineage: Eukaryota; Viridiplantae; Streptophyta; Magnoliopsida; Brassicales; Brassicaceae. The record is from the annotation of a GenBank genome assembly.